Messenger RNA from Talaromyces marneffei, 2172 nucleotides. RefSeq lists its product as uncharacterized. The record is from RefSeq and is a predicted model, not a curated record. Lineage: Eukaryota; Fungi; Ascomycota; Eurotiomycetes; Eurotiales; Trichocomaceae. The coding region runs from base 1 to 2172 and encodes 723 amino acids. The transcript has a single exon.
AUGGCUGCCUCCGACGAAAUCCGGGUCGGGGACCAGGUAAACGUCCCCGGAGGCAUGUAUGGUACAGUUCGAUUUUUGGGAGUCGUGGAUGGGAAACCAGGUCGUUUUGCAGGAAUAGAACUGGCCACCGAACACGCGGCCAGGGGAAAGAACAAUGGAGAUGUCGAUGGACGAAGCUAUUUCAACACGACCGUUCCCGGUGCUGGCAUCUUCGUGCCCAUUAAUAACUCGAAAUAUGUCACGAAGAGAAACGUCGUCACGCCGCCAACUCCGUCUCGUCCGUCUGUGGUGACAAAUUUCAGCAAAUCCGUCGGCCCACCGUCGGUGGCUCGCCCCAAAGUGCGUCGUCCAUCUCUACCUCGUCCUGAGUCUCCACGAAGUGCACCAUCGACCAAAUUAACCUUUGGCGCCCUACGAAGUCCAUCUGCUACUGUUCCCAAACCAAUGUCAGCCGGUUCGCUAGGUCCGAACGGCUUUCCACGUAGCCCUCAAAAACCCUCUUCCAGAUUGUCGAAUCGACCUUCUUCCAGACUCAGUGUGGACGACGACGAAAUCCCGACACUGUCAAGGCCUUCAAUUGGGAGACCGAGCAGCAGUGGUCGUGGCGCUGGUAGCCAAGAGAUACAAGCACUGCAAGAGAAGAUCAAGUCACUGGAAGAAGAGCUUCAAGCUCGUGAUAGACAGCUGGACGAUCAAGCCUCGGUUCUAACGGAGUUACAGCAGAGCAUCACAGAACUUGAGGGACAAGACGGAGCUUCAAUUCGGGCCCAGCUACGAGAAAAGAACGAGAAGAUCGCGCAGCUUACGGCGGAGUUUGACAGCCACCGCGCUGAUUUCCGAAGUACCUUGGAUACCCUCGAAGUUGCAGCUACAGAAACAGAAAGGGUUUACGAAAAGCGCUUAGACGAGCUCAUGCAGCAGAAUCGGGAACUACAAGAUCGUGGUGAGGAUGUAGAGGCGGUUGCCUUACAAUUGAAACAAUUGGAGGAGCUGGUUUCCGAAUUAGAGGAAGGAUUGGAAGAUGCACGACGGGGUGAAGCAGAAGCGCGUGGCGAAGUUGAAUUCUUACGUGGUGAGGUGGAACGAGCACAAUUGGAAUUGAAACAGGAACGAGAAAAGUCCGCCGCUGCAUUGAAGGAUGCUGAAGGGCGAUGGAACGGUCGUGAAUUGGAACAAAAAGACGAUGAAAUCCGAGGCCUAAAAGCCAUCAUCCACUCACUCAGCCGCGGCGAAGUGAAUCCAGCCAUGUUCAAUACAAAUGGAACGUCUCAUGGCGACUCGAGGUCCCAUGAUACUGAACGUAUUUCUCAACUGGAAGAACGAAUCAAGGAACUUGAAGGUGUCGCAGAGAUUCGUUCGUCCCGUAUAGACGAACUACAGAGAGAGCUUGGCCAGAAUCGUAGCCCUCUUGGACGCGAUUCUCCAGGACGAAACUCGCCAGCACGCAACUCUAUAGGAUGGAACUCUCUAGGACGAAACUCGAUGAACGGAUCAAGGAGUCGAAGCGGCACUGUGACUAUUGCUCCGUUAAGACAGAUGAAAUCAUCUCAUUCUGCUAGAGGAAGCCGUAGCAGCAAUCCUGUCAGUCACGGUCAUAGUUUGUCAGAUAAGACCGUGGUGCCUAACGAUUGGCAAGAAACAAGGGGCAGUGGUGAGCCGGGACCUCUGCCGAUCAGCUCAUACCGAGAUUUCUCUAACCAUCGAGACGACAAUGAUGAUUUGCGUGAUUCUGAUAAUCAGUCCUCCGAAGGCGGCUCGCUAUGGUGUGAAAUAUGUGAGACCAACGGCCACGACAUCCUCACCUGUACGACCUUUGGCACAAACACAAGUGGCACUGAUUCUAUGAACCAGCAAUAUGAACACAAUGACAAUGAGUUCAAAAAGCCGCAUCGCGACGUGAUUGCUUCGGCUCCGGCAGAAAUCCCAAAGAAAAUGGAAUCGCCAGUGAUUGGUCACCAACCCGAAGUGAAACCAGAACCUAUGGAGGCUAUCUCUCCUUCACUGAGGACAGGUCGUGACACAAGUCUUCCAGGCUUGAAUGGCAUGGGAGGCAUGUUGUCUUCCAUGGGACCCGUAGCGGGCAAAGCUUCGGGAGUUAUUGACGAAAGCAAAUGGUGUGCGUUGUGCGAGCGAGAUGGCCACGAGAGCAUUGAUUGUCCUUUUGAGGAUUAA